AAUAGGAAAGGCGAAUGUCAUAUAAAGUUCGUUGCUGUCAUUACAGUAAGGAAAACUCUUCAUUUAAGACUUGCAAAUUUGUUGCUGAAAGUGUGUUGAACUAUGUUCGUCGUUUGUUAGCUCUACGAAUGCUAAUUCAAUUAAAUUCAAGAGACGUGUGAUUCAUUCAGCGACACAAAUCUGGUGUCAAUCAAGUAUUAAAAAUGGAGAACACAUCGUAUGGGAUAAAUGUGGCCAAUCGGUAUGAUCUUUUUUCAAUCGAUGAUGAGGGAGAUGAUCCUUUUGAAACUGUAACUCGAAAAAUUCAAAAAAAUCAGAAGAAAAACCAGACCAACCCUUCCACAAAUGCUGAUAAUGCUGCUUCAAAACCAAUUACAAAGAAGGUAAAAAACGCGGAGAAGGAAAACAAGACUACGCAAAACAAGGUUAUUAAUAACGAAAAUCGACAUCCAGAAAAACAUGAUGAAUUGAAGAGUUCUGCUGCAAUUAAUAACGCUAAUUUACAUAAUCAACGUGGUGAAAAGCAUGGCAUUAAGGAGACCCAAAAAGAUAACAUUCGCACAACACGUGAAGACGGCAACAAAAAUGGCUACCCAGGAAAAAACGCCGAAAGACGACAAAUUAAUAAGAGCAACUUUUCCGGUACUGAAAAUCGUGAGGAAAAAAAUAACCGUAAGAAUCGUGAAGUAAGUAAUGAUGAAAAUGGCCCUCGAAAAUCACAACCUGGAAACAAACGUUUCGAUGUUCGCGGUAAACGAGAAUUUGAUCGUCAGUCUGGAUCUAAUAAAACUGGCGUUAAAGCUGUCGAAAAACGUGAUGGAACAGGAUCACACAAUUGGGGUAGUGCGAAAUUAGAUGCAAAGGAGUAUAACAAUUUCCAGGAAGACUAUAUGCCACAUGAUACGGAAGAAGAAAAAGCGCCAGCUUCUGAGCAAACUAAAGAAGAACAAACUGAGCAAACUGAAGCUAAACCUGUUGAAGAAGAGCUUAAGGAAAUGACAUUAGAUGAAUGGAAAGCUCAAAUCGCUGCUGCAAGGUCAAAACCUCAAUACAAUUUGAGAAAAGCAGGAGAGGGUGAAAAUGCAGCUCAAUGGGACAAGAUGAUAGCACUAGACAAGAAGACUACCGAAGUAAGAGCAGAAGAAGAAAAUGAGAUUCAGAAAACUGGCAAGCAAAAGCAAGUCCUUGAAAUUGAAUUUCAUUUUAAUGAUGGAAGACGUGGAGGAUUAAUGGGACGUCCGAGAGGACGAGGUGGAAAAGGUACACCGAGAAAUCCAGGAAGACGUGAAGGAGAAAAAAAAGAAACUAAUGAAAUACGCGAAAUUGAACCAGAGAAAAGAGACCGGCGCACUCGUCCACCACAGCCACAAGCUGAUGGAAACUUCAAACCUAAACAAAGUUCGCGUUUCAAUAAAAGCUCUGCUCCGAAAGUUGAUGAUGAGCAUGACUUUCCUUCGUUAGGUUAAAAGUUGCCCCCUUAGUUGCAGCAUUGUAUUGGUGAGGUUUUUUACGAUUCAUUUCGUAAACACUUGCUUAAUUUCUAACCAGUAGGUUUGUUUACUGAAAUAUUCAAAAAAUAAAUGAAAAUUGUGAGAAUAAUUCAUAUUUCGAUCUAUAAUGCUGUAACAUGUAACGAAAGAAACCUUCAAAGAAAAAAAAAUAAAAUACUAAGUACAUAAAA
Molecule: messenger RNA, 1681 nt
Organism: Ochlerotatus camptorhynchus
Lineage: Eukaryota; Metazoa; Arthropoda; Insecta; Diptera; Culicidae
Product: SERPINE1 mRNA-binding protein 1-like
Exons: 2
Coding region: 204-1466 (420 amino acids)
Cellular component (GO): nucleus; cytoplasm
Molecular function (GO): RNA binding
Source: RefSeq, a predicted model, not a curated record